Penicillium angulare is the source of this 1716-nucleotide messenger RNA. RefSeq names its product rhomboid protease PCP1. Gene Ontology annotation, molecular function: serine-type endopeptidase activity. Lineage: Eukaryota; Fungi; Ascomycota; Eurotiomycetes; Eurotiales; Aspergillaceae. The transcript is spliced from 5 exons. The record is from RefSeq and is a predicted model, not a curated record. The coding region runs from base 1 to 1716 and encodes 571 amino acids. Gene Ontology annotation, cellular component: membrane.
AUGGCCAAUGUGGUUGGAAUUGCAUGGCAGAGCCCAUGCUCGGGGUUCCGGUCCUCGGGUGCGCUGCCAACAGUGAUUUCCCGCGCUUGGAGUCGCGACCUUCGCCCACAAUCAUACGAUUCGCUCAGCAAAGUAAAGCCCCUACGCUUGUCUAGCUCUUUCGGCACCCUCUCACGGCCCAGUCGCCUACCGCUGCUCUCCUCCCUACAACGCUCCGCACCUACCCCCUUCCAGACAAGAUCAAAACGAACUACCGCUGCCCGCAAGCAGCCCCGAAAGACAAACGGCAAUCUACCCGGCGCAAAGACCCUGUCCGAUGCCGAAAUCAAAGAUAUUUUCGCCACAUCAAUUCCCACCGGAUUAGCCAAUCGCACUCUGGCAGUCUUGCAUGCUCGGAGGCUGGAGGGUACACUUGAUUUAGAUCUCCCGGUCGAGAUCACUCGCUCCGUUACUCAGUCCCAACUCGACGCCGCAUUGCAAUGGCUUCGCGUGAAAUACCCCGUUGAUGAGGAUGCUGCGAUCAUGGCUCGUAUUGACCGGGAAGAGCAAGAGGCGGAACAGAAGCUUGUGCGGCGUGCUGAGCAAUUGGGUCUUUAUAAGCCACAGAGCGGAUCGUACGAGGCCGAGCUUGGCGAAAACAAUUCCGUCUACGGCAAGAGUGUUCUUAAAGAAGCACGCGAGAAGAAUGAAAAGCGACUUUUGAAGGAACAAGAGCUCAAGCGACAAGCGUGGUUAGAUGGUGAACAUGAGGAACGCGAAAGACUGCAACGCCAGUUCGAAGGAAAUACAGAGUUGCAGCAAUACCAAGAGUCGGCUUUAACGGAGGCGCGUCCGCGGGCGGACCCUAAUGAACGGCCGCUUCUCGCUUGGGUUCAGAAACAUCAUAUUGCUGCCACCCAGAAUUCGCCUGAGGAUGCUAAUAUAACUACGACCCAGCGCUUGUUACCCUCCAUACUGCUCACUCUCGGUGUCUUUGGUCUCUGUUACGUAUUUGCGCAGAACUACGAGGCCCCUUCCAGACAGGACCGUCUUUGGCCCACUGUUCCCCCCGCAGCAGCGACAGUUGGAGCUAUUAUUGGCGCUAAUGUGGCAGUCACUAUUAUGUGGAAGUAUAUUCCACCCUCGUGGCGCCUUCUCAACCGAUUCUUUGUCAUCGUUCCAUUCUACCCUAGCGCACUUAGCAUCAUUGGCAGCACCUUCAGCCAUCAAACAUGGAGACAUCUCGCUACAAACAUGAUGGUGCUGGGCCUAAUGGGAACUCGGGUGCACGAUGAGCUUGGUCGCGGAAAUUUCCUUGCUAUCUAUUUCGCAUCUGGAGCAGCCGGAUCCCUGCUAUCCCUGUCCCGCAGCGUUUUAAUAGGAGCCCUUGGGACAACCUCUCUCGGUGCCAGUGCCGCCACCAGUGGCAUUGUUGCUGCAUGGUGCAUGUAUCACUUUGAUGAUAAAAUUACUAUGUGGAUCCUUCCUCAUGAGCUACGCAACAUCAUUUGGACUCAGGGCUGGGUAUUUCUGGCCUGCUUGAUUGGCACCGAAGUGUUGAGUAUGGUUACUCCUGCUCGAUUCCUGCAAGUUUUCCCCUUGUCCCGACUCAUGAAGAUGGAUCACGCGGCCCAUCUCGGUGGGUACUUUGCUGGUGCUGGAUGUGGUUAUUUCCUAGCCCAAAAAAGGAUCGCCCGCGAUCGAGAGAGAAAAAGUCGAGAGUCGAAGUGGUUUUAG